Molecule: messenger RNA, 840 nt
Organism: Cyphellophora attinorum
Lineage: Eukaryota; Fungi; Ascomycota; Eurotiomycetes; Chaetothyriales; Cyphellophoraceae
Product: putative oxido YusZ
Exons: 1
Coding region: 1-840 (279 amino acids)
Source: RefSeq, a predicted model, not a curated record
AUGCUCUUCUUUGUAACAGGCUGCUCGACCGGCCUCGGGCUCCAGCUCGCGCAAGCUAUCCUCGCAGCUGGGCACGACUGCAUAGCAUCAUCCCGCAACCCUUCAAAGACUCCAGACCUCGUAGCCGACUUUGAGAAGAAAGGCGGCAAAUGGGUCCACUUAGACAUCUCCGGCAAGGACGUCGAAAGCACGAUGGCCAACAUUCUCGUAGACCACGGCCCAAUCGAUGUCCUGAUAAACAACGCCGGAGUCACCGACGUCGGCCCCAUCGAAAAUAUGCCACGGGACCAAGCUCGAGCUGUAUUCGAAACGAACUUCUGGGGCCCGUUGCGCGUCAUGCAGGCAGUCAUGCCUUCGAUGCGGGAACGAAAGUCUGGCAGCAUUGUCAACAUCAGCUCGAGCUCUGUCUUUAAUCCAUUCCCGCUCCUCGGCAUAUACUCUGCCUCGAAGGGCGCAAUCGAAUGUCUGGCUGAUUCGCUCAACAGCGAGAUGGGCGCCUUCGGCAUUCGAACGCUUGUUGUCGAGCCAGGCUUGCUACGGACGGAAUUCUCUGAUACGGGCAAAGUCGAUGUGGAUGGAAUUAUGGCCAGGUCCGCGAUGUUCCAAGGGACAUAUGUCGAACAAGUCAUGGCUCAAUUGACAGCGUUCCAUGGCAAUGAGCCUGGUGACCCGGUCAAGGUAGCGAAAGUCAUCAUCGAUGAGGUGUUGUCGCCCAAAGCACAGCCGCCAACGCCACGACUGAUCUUGAGUGCGGACGCGAUACAAUUCGCUAAAGGCAAGGUUCAAGGCCUGGAAGCUGCGGUGGCGUUGGGAGAGACCAUCGAUGUUGGGUUUGCCUAA